Molecule: messenger RNA, 1522 nt
Organism: Brassica napus (rape)
Lineage: Eukaryota; Viridiplantae; Streptophyta; Magnoliopsida; Brassicales; Brassicaceae
Product: probable WRKY transcription factor 13
Exons: 3
Coding region: 393-1274 (293 amino acids)
Biological process (GO): regulation of DNA-templated transcription
Molecular function (GO): sequence-specific DNA binding; DNA-binding transcription factor activity
Source: RefSeq, a predicted model, not a curated record
UAUCAAUCAUCCCACUUAAACAUCCAAAUAUGCUAAAGAGUAACACCGAAAUAUAAACGUUAUUAAUAUAGAUAUUCAAAUACUGUUUAUGAGUUUAUAUUUAAUUUCAAAAUCAGGAAAAUAAUCUUUAGCAUUUAGUCACAUGUAAAACAAAGCCACUCCAACUGGACCCACAUGCAGCUUUAUUUUCCAACAUUUAUAUAUUUGUCGAAACACUCACAUGGAUGGACUGGAUUGCCUCAACCCAAGAUCAAACCAAUAUCCACCAAAAACAAAAAUUCCUCUCCUCUCAUCUCCUAUCUUUUUUUUUGGACGACUGACCUCUCAUCUCCUCUCCUGCACACGCAGACACACAGUCUCGUCUCCUUCGAGCUUUUGCGUAAAAGAGAAAGAUGGGUACGAUAAACCAAGGAAUAAGCUUGUUUGAUGAACCACAAAACAUCAUAAACCCUAAUAAUACUAACCAUCUAGGGCUUUUUUUCUCUUUCCCUAAUCAAACACUAUCUUCGUCAUCUUCUUCUUCUUCAUCUCCUCCUUCUUCUCUUGUGUCUCCAUUUCUAAGUUAUCACUCCUUAAACUCCUUCCUUCACAAUAAUUCCUCUUCCUUUGUUAUUCAUCCUCAAGAUCCAAUCAAUCUCAUGGCGAAUCUCCCGGAAACCCUAAUCUCGAUCUCUUCUUUAUCUUCACCAAAGCAAAGGGAUCUUCAUGAUGGUAUUGUUAAUACUGAUCAUCAUUGUCUUACCGGUGGUAUAUCAUCUCAAAGACCCUCUUUAAAUCCAUGGGCAUGGAGUAGUCAAGCAGGACACGGAUACAGCAAGCAAAACAACCGUGUAACCGAGAUUGAUGGUGAUGUUGGUGAAGGUGGUGGCGUUAAUGAUAAUCAACAUCAUGAAACUCCUCCUCGUCAUAAGAAUACCACGAAGCCGUUAGGAGUAGUGCCUACCCUGAAGAUGAAGAAGCUUAAGACAAGAAGAAAAGUGAGGGAGCCUCGGUUUUGCUUCAAAACACUAAGCGAUGUUGACGUGUUAGAUGAUGGUUAUAGAUGGAGAAAAUAUGGCCAGAAAGUUGUCAAGAACACUCAACAUCCCAGGAGCUAUUACAGAUGCACACAAGAAAAGUGUAGUGUGAAGAAGAGAGUGGAAAGAUUAGCAGAAGAUCCAAGAAUGGUAAUCACUACUUACGAAGGAAGACAUCUCCACUCUCCUUCGAAUCAUCUCGACGACGACUCUCUCUCCUCCUCUCACCACUCUCCUCUCUCCAACUUCUUCUGGUGAUAUUCUGAUUUGUUUUUUUUUUAAUCUAAAACGAAUCAAUCUUACGUCGAACUAAUCAUCGAUAUAAGUAAUCAAUAUCUCCUUUAAAAUAAGAAAGGGGAAAUAACAACGUACAUGUUAUCGCUAGGAAAUAGGUACGAUGAUGUUAUUUAAAAUAUGUGUAAUGUGUUUGUGUUUUGUAAGAUGACUAAUGUACUUUUUCAAUCUGAAGAUUAUGUGUCUCUGUCGAGAGACGAUGGUUGGAUCUA